Molecule: messenger RNA, 1056 nt
Organism: Guillardia theta CCMP2712
Lineage: Eukaryota; Cryptophyceae; Pyrenomonadales; Geminigeraceae
Exons: 7
Coding region: 18-797 (259 amino acids)
Source: RefSeq, a predicted model, not a curated record
GUGGAGGAGCCGCGGCAAUGAUGGUGACGGAGAGAAGCCUGAACACGGCGUCAUGCAGUCUGGCGCUCGUGAUGAUGUGCAUGGCUGUCUGGCACAUGCAGAACCCAUCUCACUUUGGAAGAAGGUCUGCUCUUGCUCAGACCCCUGCUCAGCAAACCACGGAGCUUUCCUUCUUGCAAACUUCUUCCUUCGUUGAUCAGAUCUACAUGUAUGCUGGUCUGGCCGUUGACAACAAGCAUGAGACUGGUUUCAUCGCCAAGGAAAUCCGCAAGCAUAACUACCAGACUAUGGUGCGUCUCUUCACCUCCUUGGACGAUGCUACUUUCAGGGCUGUGCUCUGGGAUCAGGCUGUUCAUUGCUUGGUCUGGCCUCCUUUUGUUCGCUACCCCGGCAUCAGUGAGACUGCCAAGACUGAUCUCCGUGCUUACACUGCUGCUGGCAACAACGUUGUCUUCCUCGGAAACUACGUUGCUGUGCAGUUCAUGAACGACGUCUACGGCUUCCAGCUCACUGAUGACUAUCAGAAUGGCCCAUACUACCGUAACGACCGCAAUGUCCGCAACACUCCAUUCCAGUACCUUCCAUCUCGUGUGGAGCAGGCUUCCAUCGAGACCUACGCUGUGAAGAGCCGUUCCCUCCCUCCAGGUGGUAAGAGCAUGCUCGACACUCUCGGCGCUACUGUUGCGUUUGUGAUCCGCUACGACCUUGGUACUGUUUGCUACAUUGGGUACAACUACAACACUCCCUUCCAUGCGGACCAAUGGACCCGGGUGUUGCACUGCGCCAUCGACAUGUAAAUGGCCUAGUUGUCAGUCGUCGCUGGAUGUUUCAGUUUUCAAUGGUGCAAAUGUCUACCAAAGGCGAUGGCGGCACAGCUCGGAUGGGCAGUGGUGGUUAUGACUUAUUCAACAUAGUUAAGCUGUACAAAGAUGUCGGCAAAGUUUGCAUGAGAUGCUUUGUUCGGGAACCAAGUGGAAGGUGGUAUAGCCUAUCAUUCUUUACACGUUGGCAGGAACUUUACAAUACUCUAGUGAAAUCAGUAAAUCAAAGACAGAG